Molecule: messenger RNA, 847 nt
Organism: Caenorhabditis sp. 36 PRJEB53466
Lineage: Eukaryota; Metazoa; Nematoda; Chromadorea; Rhabditida; Rhabditidae
Source: the annotation of a GenBank genome assembly
AUGCCGGGAGGAUCAGUCGACUUGAGCACGAAAGUCGUGUUCGCGAAGGGAAAAGUAAGUAUCACUCCCCCAAAAACGUUUUGUUUUCUUACUAAUUUUUCCGGUUUUCAGGUACUUCUCAUCGUCGUGAUGGCGGUCUACUUGGUGUCGGCACUGGCCGUCGUCGGAACCGGUCUUGCCGAACAGUAAGAGAAACGCAAAGAGCAAACGAUAACGGUUCAUUUUCAGUUUCUCGUUCAAAUCCAAAGUCACUUCAGCAUCUGCUGAAAAAAACGUCAAAGAAGCGGGGGCUGCGGCCGAUCUCAUCGGAGGAGUCAUCAUGUUCUUCCUCUUCAUUCCUGCUCUUGCUUGGGUAGAUCCUCGAACAGAAACACGCUGAAAACAUCAUCGGAGAAUCCUUUUCAGAUCAUUGAAGGUGUCGCCAUUUCGUUCUUGUUCUGCUGCAAGUCCAAGUGCUGUUACGGAUACUGUGCUAUCGUCACAUUUCCGUUUGUCGGCGUGGGAGCCUUCACGGCCAUCAGCGUGCUCACCGCCGACAUUCCCUGGUUCUUCUUCCUCGGCGGCGCUUGGAUUUCGUUGAUUUUUAAGUGUAAAUAUCUCCGUGCACAUUAUUUACAAUGGAAAUCCUCCACUUUCAGACACAUUGUACAUGAUUUCUGCGUUCGGCGUCAUCACCAUUCUGAACGGAAUCGUGUGCAUCGUCGUCCUGUGCCGCCUGAGCUACUUUGAUCGUGCCGGCGGCGGCGGAGAGGACUCGGAUCUCUACUCGUUGGACGACGAUGAACACUUGGAAAAGAGUGAUUCGAUCAGCGAGCAGACUCUCAACAACCUCACCGGAGUGUAUUGA